Trichosurus vulpecula (common brushtail) is the source of this 6378-nucleotide messenger RNA. RefSeq names its product adenylate kinase 9 (gene AK9). Gene Ontology annotation, cellular component: cytoplasm. The coding region runs from base 112 to 5844 and encodes 1910 amino acids. The record is from RefSeq and is a predicted model, not a curated record. The transcript has 40 exons. Lineage: Eukaryota; Metazoa; Chordata; Mammalia; Diprotodontia; Phalangeridae. Gene Ontology annotation, molecular function: ATP binding; nucleoside diphosphate kinase activity; ATP hydrolysis activity. Gene Ontology annotation, biological process: AMP phosphorylation.
GCCAGCUGGUUUCUAAGGCAACGACUAAAAACAUAUCUUGCAGGUGGCUGCGGCCGGAGGUGGUGCAACCGGCCUUGACUACGGAAGCCGUGGGAGCUUCAAUGAAGUAAAAUGGAUUCUUUAAAACCAGAGGAGAAUAAAUGUCCUUUUGUGGAUAUAUUCGAUGAGGAUGAAACUGAGAAAAACUUUAUGUUGUCCAAACCUCUCUGCAUCAUUAUAUUUGGGAAACCAGGGGUUGGAAAGACCACAUUAGCUCAAAAAAUAUCACAGACAUGGAAAUGUACUCUUGUUGAAGCACUCCCACUUUUAGAAGAACAUAUUGCUAGUGGAACUCAACUUGGAAUUAUGUUGAACGAUUUACUCAUUAAAGGACAAAGCAUUCCAGAUGAACUGGUUUUGAGGAUGUUGUUGGAGAAGCUCCAUUCUCUGGAAGUUAUUCACUUUGGUUAUGUUCUCAGUGGGCUGCCAUCUCUCACAGAGGAUGCAAUGACUAUUUUAGAACAGAUAGAAUUAAUUAAAAACCUGAGCUUAAAACCAGAUAUCAUCAUUAAUAUUAAGUGUCCUGAUUAUGACUUAUGCCAAAGACUUUCUGGACAAAGACAACAUAGUCUUACAGGAUUCACAUAUAUGCGAGAACAGUGGGAUCCUGAAGUUAUUGAGAGUCGUAGAAAGAAGAGGAAAGAUUCGCACAAAGAAAAAGAAGGAAAAGGAGAAGAGGAGGAAGAGGAAGUAGAAGAGGAAGAAGAAGAGAUGUUCAUUGCAGAGAUGCAAAUGGUGGCAGAAAUUUUUCGUCAUUUGGUGCAGAGGCCUGAAGAUUUUACAGAAAAUAUUGAAGAAAGUAUCCACCAUUAUAGAAAUGAAAUGCUACGCCUUCUAGAGGAAAUGAUGGCUGACCAUGAUUCUCAGUUUCUUAUUGAACUAGAUGGAAAUAAGACUGCAGAAGAGCUCCACAGGUCAGUAAUAGACAGAUUUGAUUGCCUUGGACUGAAAAGGGCAGCGGUUAUAACCAGACUUCAGAGUUCUGAAGAAGAACUAUCAGAGGCCAUGGAUAAUGAUGAAUUAUUCCGGACUCUUUCAUCUUAUAAAUUAAUCGCACCUAGAUAUAGAUGGCACAGAAGCAGAUGGGGGAGAGCUUGUCCUGUUGCUUUAAAAGAAGGGAACAUUUUAAUGGGAUUGCCAGAUUUGAGUGUCAGUUUCCUAGGUAAAAUGUACUGUCUUUCAUCUGAAGAGGCACUCAGUACAUUUAUGAGGAAUCCACGUCCCUACCUUCUUCCACCAAUGCCACUUCCACCAUGUAAAGUUUUUGUAUAUGGACCAAAAUCCUCAGGAAAAACAACUCUUUGUCAUUUAAUUGCAGCUAAAUACAGAGGACAAGUUCUUGACUUUAACCAACUUAUGGAACCACAUGUUGAAGAAGCCAAAAGAUUAUACCUAGAGACAGCUAAAGCUGAGGCAACAGAAGCAGCUAUUAAAUCUGUGAUAGAUAGGCUGCAAGUAGAAAAAAUGAUUAAAAAACAUGAGUUUAAGGAAUUAAAAGAAGAUGAUGAAAAUAAGUCUGAUGAAUCAAAACUGGAAGAAAAAGCCUCAUUGAAAAAAGUUGGGGAGGAAGAACCCACUGAAGGAAAAAGCUCAGAAGAUAAAAUCCCAGAAGAAAAAAGUGAAGAGCAAAACCCAGAAGAAAACCCAGAAGAUGAGAGCAGUGAAAAAAAAAAUAAAGAAGAUACUUCAUCUACUAGUGUCAAACAAGUCAGUGAAUCUGUGGAUGACAGUGACUCCAAAACAGACCAGGAAACAACUCAUGAAAUCAAAGAUGAAUCAGAAUCUUCAGAUGUAGUGGUAACUGCUGAUCAUCCCGAUGUCCAGGAAUUAGUUGAAGAAGCCAUGAAAGUUGCAAAUGAGGUUCCGAUUGAACUCCAAUUUGAGCAACAAGCUGAUAUUUUGGAACAAGUCUAUAACAAUCUUGCUGAGAAAAACAAGGAAAGGUUUCCUGGUGCACCAAAAAAUGGAGGAUGGGUGAUGGAUAAUGCUCCUAUGAUUCGAGAGUUCUGGGCAGCCAUAAGCCAUAAAGAAAUUCUUCCUGAUAUCAUCGUCAUAUUAGAAGAUUCAGAAGAUCAAGGAAAAUAUUUGCUUCAUAGGCUGUUUUUAGAGAACAAAUCUGAUAUUGUUGCUAAACUAAUGGCAAGAAAAGUGGAAGAAGAAGAAGAAAUUAGGGCACUCGAACAAUCUCAAAGAAAAACAGAUGAACCAACAGUUAAAUUUGAAGAUGAUAGUAAGAAAAAAGAGGCUGAGAAAACUGAAGGACCUGCACCAGAAACUGAAGCUACCACGGAGGAGCCCGAGGCCGAAGUGGAAGCUGAGGUGACCGAGGCAACCAUAGAAUCUGAGGCCCCAGUACUGGAAGGAGAGGAGUCUGAAGUUACAGCAGAACCUGAGGCUGAGGUUGAGGCUGAGUUAGCCACUUCUUCUGUUUUAAAAGAACCAUCAUCCUUGACCGUACAGGAAGAGGUUCCAAAAGAGACUGAUCCAUUAAAAGGAAUAUUACCUGAAUAUCCAGAAGACGGUUACCCUGAUAUCCCAGAAAUGGAGCCAAUAAAAGAACUUCCUAGAAUUUUCAUAAAUAAUUGGAAAGGCUUAGAGACGUUGAUUGCUGAAUUGCCUUUGGUUCAGACAUUAACCUUGGAGAUUGCUGAGAAAACUCCAGAGCAGCUACUUCAGCAAGUAGUUGAGGCUAUGGACAGACCUUUCAAAUAUAUUGGAUGGGAAAUGAGUUUGGAAGAUUAUGAUGAAGAAGCAGAUGACUUUCAAGCUGAUGCAGAAGCUGAGGAAGAGUUAGAUGAAGAUGAACAAGAAGAAAAUGAAGAAGAUGAUGAAGAAAGACUUAAAGAGAAAAAGAGACAUUUGGGAGACACAAAGAACUUUUGUCCCUUGGCUCUCAAAGAAAAGUUUAUGCUAUUCCCAGGUUCCACAGAGGAUGGAGCUAAGUAUCGAGAAAGGGUUUACUAUUUUUCAAGUAUUGAAGCAAGAGAGAAGUUUUUGGAGAACUCUGAAGACUAUGUGGCUCAUGAAGAACCAUUAAAGGCUCCUCCACUGAGAAUAUGCCUUUUAGGUCCUCAUGGAUCUGGCAAGACUGUCUGUGGUCGAUGGUUAGCCGAAAAAUUUGGCAUAUUUCACAUUCAGUUUGAAGAAUUUCUGCAGGAAAAAAUCAUGCUCAAGACGGAGAGGAGAGUUGGGCCUGAAUACGAUGAAGAAGUUGAGGAAGAAGCAGCUGAAAAACAAGAACUAGAAGAAAUUGCUGCUCAGGCUAAUAUUAUACUUGAGAAGGAAAAAAGCAAACCGAAUAAAGAAAUAUUGUUCACUGAUGAGGAAGAAGCUAUUAAAGCAAACCUUGUAGAAAAUGAAGCUUUACCACCUGAAAUUUUGGAUCUCUAUCUUUCCGAAUGGUGGCUUAAAGAACCAAUACGUUCCACAGGCUUUAUCCUAGAUGGAUACCCACGAAAUAUAGAUGAGGUACAAUUUCUAGGUGAGCACGGAUUUUGCCCGGAUGUUGUUAUUGGUCUUUUAGUUGAAGAACAAGAAAUUAUAGAUCGCCUACUUGCUGAAGCUGUUGCAAAGUGGAAAAAUAAACAAGAAAAAAAGGCCGCGAGAACUAAAAUGAUUAAAGCAAUGCGGGUGAAAAUUAGGGAAGAUCAGAUUGCUAAAAGAAGGGCUGAGCUUAUAGCAGAGAGAGAGAAAAGAAAAAGACCAGAGUCAAGCAGGGAUGAAGAGGACAUAAGUGAAGAAGAGGCUGAAGAAGAGGAAGAAGAUAAUAUUGAGGCUAUUCUGGAAGAAGAGUUCCCAAAAGAUGAGGAAGAGAUGAGUGAGGAAGAAGAACAGGAAGAAGAGGCUAUUGACAGAAUAAAAACUGAAAUGGGAGAGAAGUUUGAAACAGAUAUGAAUAACCUGCAAAUCAUACAGGAGGAAUUUGAAAAAUUAUUGAUUCCAUUUAUUUCCAUUCCGGGAGGACGGAAGCUUCAUAUUAUACGUUAUCUGUUGCAUAAGAAACUGAAGCCUCUGGUGGAAAAUCGUGAAAGUAUCUUUGAGAAAUGUUAUUCAAUAUCAUUAACACUUGCUCAGAAAAUGCUUAGUCUCACCUACAAAUAUCCAAGCUCAUUUGGUCAGUGGGACCCUGUAAAGCUAUAUGAAGGAGAUGCUAUCAAACCUUUAGUGAAUGAAAAUAAUCCAACCUAUCCUGUGAUCCAUCGACAAUAUAUUUAUUUUUUAUCCGACAAAGUAAAUAGGGAUAAAUUUAUGAAGAACCCAAUCAAAUAUAUCCGUCAGCCCAAACCAAAACCUGCUGUGCCCAUCAGGAUUGCAGUUGUUGGUCCUCCAAAAUCUGGGAAAACUACAAUUGCCAAAAAAUUUGCACAGGAAUAUGGCUUACAGCGUUUGUCAGUAGGAGAUGCCAUGCGUACAAUACUGAACCAGCAUCCAGAAACAGAGUUGGCACUUAUGUUAAACUGGCAUCUUCAUAAAGGAUUAACAACACCUGAUGAGCUGGCUAUCCAGGCUUUAGAAAUUGCUCUGAUGGAUACUGUGUGCAAUACUGCAGGGGUCGUAAUUGAUGGAUUCCCUGUCACAAGACAUCAGGUGGACCUCUUGGAAUCGAGGAGUAUCAUUCCUGUGAUAAUUUUUGAAUUACAAGUCCCUACAAAGGAGAUUUUUAAGCGAGCACUACUAGAUAAUCAAGCUAGUGAAAAUUUACCUUAUCCACUACAUAACAGCUCACAGAUUUUGUCUAUCAAGAUCUCAUGUCUAAACAAGCACAGAGCUGUUAUUAAGGAAUUCUAUGAAGAAGAACAUCAGAACUGGUAUGUAAUCGAUGGAUUUCACAGCAAAUGGUGGGUGUGGAAUGAAAUCCUUGAGAACGUUCAGACGAUGAAUAAACGCAUCCAGCUGUAUUUGGAAAGAAUACAAGCAGGGAAAGCUGCAAGCAUUAACAAGCUAUGCAUCACUCCUCGAGAGCUGAUUUCUCGACUGGGAGAAUUUGGACAAUAUUGCCCUGUCAGUUUGGCAGAAAAGGGUGAACUGGUUGACUGCUCUGUAACCAGCUCCCUCGAAUUUUCAGCUGAAUUCAGAGGACACUAUUAUAAAAUGGCUUCUAAAGUAGAACUGGAUAAAUUCCUGGAAAACCCAGAAAUAUAUGUGGCUCCAUUGGCACCUAAUCCUCUGCCACCUCCAGAGCUAUUACCCAAAAGGCUGACAGCCGCAGAAGUAAAGAACCGAUUCCCUAAAAGCGCAGAACUUCAGGGAUAUUGUCCAAUCACUUACCUGGACGGGAAACAGAGAUAUGAAGCCCUAAUUCCUGGAAAUAUUGAAUAUGCUUUGGAGUAUCGUGAGUGUAUAUACUUUUGUGAGAGUGAAGACAAACUGCAGAAAUUCUUGAGGUUACCAGAGAAAUACUGGAAUCAGAAACUUCCAAACAAACUUCCUCCUAUUAGGGAGCCAAUAUCACUUACCAGCCUUCCUUUGCCUGGAUACCUGGAGCAGGGUGCAGCAACUUCUCUAAUUAAAGCCAUGAAUGAAGUAGGCUGCUUAAAGCCCAAAUUUCCCUUCCAAAGUGCAAAAAGAUCUGCCUUAGUCUACAUAGCAUUUCAUCUAAAAGCAUUUAAUCCUAAAGGUUCUGAAUAUUCACGGAAAAAAUAUAAGAAGAAGCUGGAGCAGUUUAUAGAAAGAUGUGAACUCAUCCCUUAUUUAGGUUCCAAGAUGACCAGAAAAUACAAGGAACCUCAAUUUAGAGCUAUUGACUUUGACCAUAAAUUACAGACCUUUCUCUCUCUUAAAAAUGUGAACCCAGUCACUGGUUAAUUUUGUUUGACUAUGCACAAUGAUGUAUGAUUAGAUAAAACUCCUAUGGGAAAAUCCCCAUAAUUGAGGAUAAGAAAAGAAGAUCAAAUGCUACCAUAAUCUCUAUUCUCUAUUUUUCAAGUUACCUUCUGGGUGCUUCCAUCCAUCAGAAAGGAAUAUCUUUCUAAGCAUAGGAUUUCAGAUCAAAGGAAGUAUCUCUUUUUGGCUGAGUUUUAGUGUUUUAACAAAAGAAUAGUCAUAUAAUAAUAUUACUUGCCAAAACAUGCUUUAGAAUGCUAUUAAAAGUAACCAUGUUUCUUUGCUUUAUUAGUUUUUCUUUAAAAUAGGUUAACAGAGGAAUUGAAUAGUCUUUUUGAUCAUUAGAGAAAGAUGCUCAUUAAAUAUAGUAUAGAUAAAUAUAGUAUAAAUAAAUAAAAAUAGCAUAGAUGUAAGUAAAAUAAGAAUGUUAGGGGUAUUCUCAAUAUAUGGGAUUGUUUUGUAAGCAGAAUGGACAUAAUGCUACCUUAAAACCUUCCCUAUCUACAUGUAAAUAAA